Molecule: messenger RNA, 933 nt
Organism: Tinamus guttatus (white-throated tinamou)
Lineage: Eukaryota; Metazoa; Chordata; Aves; Tinamiformes; Tinamidae
Gene: LIX1
Product: limb and CNS expressed 1
Biological process (GO): autophagosome maturation
Cellular component (GO): cytoplasm
Source: RefSeq, a predicted model, not a curated record
AUGGACAGAACCUGGGAGUCCUUGCAACGCAUCAUUGCCCAAGUUCUCCCUCACAGAGACCCUGCCCUCGCAUUUAAGGACUUGAACGUGGUGGCAAUCCUGCAGGAGUUCUGGGAGAGCAAGCAGAAGCAGAAGGCCGUGUUCCCAAGCGAGGGCACCGUGGUGUACGAGUCGCUGAGCUCCCUGGGCCCCCCGUUUGUGAGUUACGUCACCCUGCCAGGGGGAAGCUGUUUUGGGAACUUCCAGAACUGCUUAAGCAGAGCAGAAGCAAGGCGAGAUGCUGCAAAAGUGGCUUUGAUCAAUUCUCUCUUCAAUGAGCUGCCUUGUCGCAGGAUCACAAAGGACUUCAUCAUGGAAAGCAUUCGGGAGGCUGUUUCCUCAACCAGUGGUAACUUCAAGGAUGCUGAUGACCCAAGCACUAGUAUUGGAGCCUAUCACUACAUGCUGGAGUCAAACAUUGGAAAGACAAUGCUGGAAUUUCAGGAGCUGAUGAUCAUCUUCCAGCUUUUGCAUUGGAAUGGCAGCCUCAAAGCGCUACGCGAAACAAAGUGCUCCCGGCAGGAAGUAAUUUCCUACUACUCCCAGUAUUCCUUAGAUGAAAGGAUGAGAAGUCAUAUGGCCCUGGACUGGAUUACGAAGGAGCAAGAAUCUCCAGGAAUUAUUUCUCAAGAGCUGCAAGUGGCACUUAGAGAACUGGAAGAAGCCAGGAAAGCUGGGCAGGAGUUGAGGUUUUACAAGGAAAAAAAAGAAAUAUUAAGCUUAGCACUAAGUCAGAUCUACAGUGAUCAAGCUACCUCUUUCUCACAGGAUGAUCAAAUGGGCUUAGCCCUGCAUGGCUACCACUAACCUUGAAGGAGGUGUUUGAUGUUGAAGGAUAACAUGCAUGCUCUUCUCUGUUGAAAAGGCCACAUGAAUAAACUGGUAACAUUCUUU